Uranotaenia lowii is the source of this 12122-nucleotide messenger RNA. RefSeq names its product sodium channel protein para (gene para). Gene Ontology annotation, cellular component: plasma membrane; voltage-gated sodium channel complex. The coding region runs from base 43 to 5919 and encodes 1958 amino acids. The record is from RefSeq and is a predicted model, not a curated record. The transcript has 30 exons. Gene Ontology annotation, molecular function: voltage-gated sodium channel activity; calcium ion binding. Gene Ontology annotation, biological process: membrane depolarization during action potential; neuronal action potential; sodium ion transmembrane transport. NCBI's taxonomy places the organism in Eukaryota, Metazoa, Arthropoda, Insecta, Diptera, Culicidae.
AUAUUCACCGGCAUCUACACGUUCGAAUCAGCUGUAAAAGUGAUGGCGCGAGGUUUCAUAUUACAACCGUUUACUUAUCUUAGAGAUGCAUGGAAUUGGUUGGACUUCGUAGUAAUAGCAUUAGCAUAUGUAACUAUGGGUAUAGAUUUGGGUAAUCUCGCUGCAUUGAGAACAUUCAGGGUACUACGAGCUCUCAAAACGGUGGCCAUCGUUCCAGGUCUCAAGACCAUCGUCGGCGCCGUCAUCGAGUCCGUUAAGAAUCUCAGAGAUGUGAUAAUUUUAACCAUGUUUUCGUUAUCGGUGUUUGCUUUAAUGGGGCUGCAGAUCUACAUGGGCGUGCUGACGCAGAAGUGCAUCAAGGAGUUCCCGAUGGACGGUUCCUGGGGGAACCUGACGGCCGAAAACUGGGAACGGCACAACAAUAACGACUCCAAUUGGUAUUUCUCGGAAACCGGGGACACGCCCCUUUGCGGAAAUUCGUCGGGUGCUGGUCAAUGUGAGGAAGGAUAUAUUUGUUUACAAGGUUAUGGAGAUAAUCCAAAUUACGGGUAUACAAGUUUUGAUACUUUCGGAUGGGCAUUCUUAUCUGCCUUUCGUCUCAUGACCCAAGAUUAUUGGGAGAAUUUAUAUCAACUGGUGUUACGAUCAGCUGGACCGUGGCACAUGCUCUUCUUCAUUGUGAUUAUCUUCUUGGGUUCGUUCUACCUUGUAAAUUUGAUCUUGGCCAUUGUCGCCAUGUCGUACGACGAACUCCAGAAGAAGGCCGAAGAGGAAGAGGCCGCCGAGGAAGAAGCGCUUCGGGAGGCGGAAGAAGCGGCUGCAGCGAAAGCGGCCAAACUGGAAGCCCAUGCGGCGGCAGCGGCAGCCGCAGCAAACCCGGAGAUCGCCAAAAGCCCGUCGGACUUUUCCUGCCACAGCUACGAGCUGUUCGUGGGCCAGGAGAAGGGCAACGACGACAACAACAAGGAGAAGAUGUCGAUCCGGAGCGAAGGAUUGGAGUCGGUGAGCGAAAUCACAAGAACAACCGCACCAACAGCUACUGCAGCUGGCACUGCAAAAGCCCGUAAAGUGAGCGCGGGAGUCGCGGUCUUUCCGAAGGCUUCACUUUCAUUACCUGGUUCACCAUUUAAUCUUCGUAGAGGAUCUAGAGGAUCACAUCAGUUUACGAUACGUAACGGUAGAGGACGUUUCGUGGGCGUACCUGGUAGCGAUAGAAAACCACUGGUACUCUCAACAUAUCUCGAUGCACAAGAACAUUUGCCAUACGCCGACGACUCGAACGCGGUGACGCCGAUGUCGGAGGAAAAUGGUGCAAUCAUCGUUCCAGUAUACUAUGCUAAUUUAGGUUCGCGACAUUCAUCCUACACAUCGCAUCAAUCGCGCAUCUCGUACACAUCGCACGGGGACCUGCUCGGGGGCAUGACGAAGGAGAGCCGACUGCGGAACCGGUCCGCCCGGAACACGAACCACUCGAUCGUGCCGCCGCCGAACGUGGCCGGCUCGGGUGGUGGCCCGAACAUGGCCUACGCGGACACCAACCACAAGGGGCAGCGAGAUUUUGCUAUGUCACAAGACUAUACAGACGAAGCUGGCAAAAUAAAACACAACGACAAUCCUUUCAUCGAGCCCUCUCAAACCCAAACCGUAGUAGAUAUGAAAGACGUGAUGGUGUUAAACGACAUCAUCGAGCAAGCUGCUGGUCGGCAUAGUAGAGCUAGUGAUCAUGGAGUCUCUGUUUACUACUUCCCCACAGAGGACGACGACGAGGACGGUCCGACGUUCAAGGACAAGGCGCUAGAGUUCACGAUGAAGAUGAUCGACAUCUUCUGCGUCUGGGACUGCUGCUGGGUCUGGCUCAAGUUCCAGGAGGGCGUGUCGUUCAUCGUGUUCGAUCCGUUCGUCGAGCUGUUCAUCACGCUCUGCAUCGUGGUCAAUACGUUAUUCAUGGCCCUGGACCAUCACGACAUGGACACGGACAUGGAGAAGGCCCUCAAGAGUGGUAACUAUUUUUUUACUGCGACCUUCGCGAUCGAAGCGACGAUGAAGCUGAUAGCGAUGAGUCCCAAGUACUACUUCCAGGAGGGUUGGAACAUUUUCGAUUUCAUCAUCGUGGCGCUGUCGCUGCUCGAGUUGGGUCUCGAGGGCGUUCAGGGAUUGUCAGUGUUGCGAUCAUUCCGUUUGCUUCGAGUGUUCAAGCUGGCCAAGUCCUGGCCCACGCUGAAUUUGCUCAUCUCGAUCAUGGGCCGCACGGUGGGUGCCCUCGGAAAUCUGACCUUUGUCCUGUGUAUCAUCAUCUUCAUCUUCGCCGUCAUGGGAAUGCAACUGUUCGGCAAAAACUAUCUAGAUAACAUGGACCGCUUCCCGGACAAGGGAAUGCCCCGGUGGAACUUCACCGACUUCAUGCACUCGUUCAUGAUCGUGUUCCGGGUGCUGUGCGGGGAGUGGAUCGAAUCCAUGUGGGACUGCAUGCUGGUGGGCGACGUGUCCUGCAUUCCGUUCUUCUUGGCCACCGUAGUGAUAGGAAAUUUAGUCGUACUUAACCUUUUCUUAGCCUUGCUUUUGUCCAAUUUCGGUUCAUCGAGUUUGUCCGCACCGACGGCGGACAACGAAACGAACAAGAUCGCGGAAGCGUUCAACCGGAUAUCCCGGUUCUCGAACUGGAUCAAGACCAACGUCGCCAGCGCGCUCAAGUUCGUGAAAAACAAGUUAACAAGCCAGAUUGCGUCGGUGCAGCCCGCAGGUGAGCAGCUCAAUCAACUCAGUUGGAUAUGGAACGAAGGCAAAAGGAUAUGUCCAUGUAUAUCUGCAGAGCAUGGUGAAAAUGAGCUGGAAUUAACUCCAGAUGAACUGCUGGUGGACGGACUGCUGAAAAAGGGCGCCAAGGAGCACAACCAGCUGGAGGUGGCCAUCGGCGACGGGAUGGAGUUCACGAUCCACGGGGACCUCAAGAACAAGGGCAAGAAGAACAAGCAGCUGAUGAACAAUUCCAAGGUGAUAGGCAAUUCUAUUAGUAACCAUCAAGAUAAUAAAUUAGAGCACGAACUGAAUCAUAGAGGCAUGUCCUUGCAGGACGAUGAUACUGCCAGUAUAAAGUCCUAUGGCAGUCACAAAAAUCGCCCGUUCAAGGACGAAAGCCACAAGGGCAGCGCCGAAACGCUCGAGGGCGAAGAGAAGCGGGACGCCAGCAAGGAGGACCUAGGAAUUGACGAAGACGACGAAUGCGAUGGCGAGGAAGGUCCCCUGGACGGAGAACUGAUCAUCCACGCCGACGAGGACGAAGUGAUAGAGGACUCGCCGGCCGACUGCUGUCCGGACAACUGCUACAAGAAGUUUCCGAUCCUGGCCGGGGACGACGAUGCGCCAUUCUGGCAGGGCUGGGCCAACCUGCGGCUCAAGACGUUUCAGCUCAUCGAGAACAAGUACUUCGAGACGGCCGUCAUCACGAUGAUCCUGCUGAGUAGUUUAGCUUUGGCCCUCGAGGAUGUGCAUCUUCCCCACCGACCGAUCCUGCAAGACAUUCUGUACUACAUGGACAGGAUAUUUACGGUGAUAUUUUUUCUAGAGAUGUUGAUCAAGUGGUUAGCUCUAGGUUAUCGGGUGUACUUUACGAACGCCUGGUGUUGGCUUGAUUUUAUUAUCGUCAUGCUAUCGUUGAUCAAUCUGACCGCCAUCUGGGUCGGGGCGGGAAACAUUCCGGCAUUCCGCUCGAUGCGUACCCUGCGAGCCCUGCGCCCUCUGCGUGCCGUUUCGCGCUGGGAGGGUAUGAGAGUCGUCGUAAACGCGCUGGUGCAAGCUAUACCGUCCAUCUUCAACGUGCUGUUGGUGUGUUUGAUCUUUUGGUUAAUUUUCGCCAUUAUGGGUGUGCAGCUGUUUGCUGGCAAGUACUUCAAGUGCGUCGACAAGAACAAGACUACGCUAUCGCACGAAAUCAUCCCGGACCAGAACGCGUGCAAGGCCGAAAAUUACACGUGGGAAAACUCGCCGAUGAACUUCGAUCACGUGGGGAAGGCCUAUCUGUGUUUGUUCCAGGUGGCCACCUUCAAGGGUUGGAUCCAGAUCAUGAACGAUGCGAUCGAUUCGCGGGAGGUCGGAAAGCAGCCCAUCCGGGAGACCAACAUCUACAUGUACCUCUACUUUGUGUUCUUCAUCAUCUUCGGGUCGUUUUUCACCCUGAAUCUGUUCAUCGGUGUCAUUAUCGAUAACUUCAACGAGCAGAAGAAGAAGGCCGGCGGAUCGCUGGAGAUGUUCAUGACGGAGGAUCAGAAGAAGUACUACGCGGCCAUGAAAAAGAUGGGCUCGAAGAAGCCCAUGAAGGCUAUCCCAAGGCCAAGGUGGCGCCCCCAAGCAAUAGUGUUCGAGAUCUGUACCAACAAGAAGUUCGACAUGAUCAUCAUGUUGUUCAUCGGCUUCAACAUGUUGACGAUGACCCUGGAUCACUACAAGCAAACGGAAACGUUCAGCGCGGUGCUCGACUACCUGAACAUGAUCUUCAUCUGCAUCUUCAGUAGCGAAUGUCUGAUGAAGAUUUUCGCCCUGCGGUACCAUUACUUCAUCGAACCGUGGAACCUGUUCGAUUUCGUCGUCGUCAUCCUGUCCAUUUUAGGUUUGGUGCUCAGCGAUCUCAUCGAGAAGUACUUCGUUUCGCCCACACUGCUGAGAGUGGUGCGUGUGGCCAAGGUCGGUCGAGUGUUGCGUUUGGUUAAGGGUGCCAAGGGUAUCCGGACACUACUGUUUGCCCUGGCUAUGUCACUGCCGGCGCUGUUCAACAUCUGUUUGCUACUGUUCUUGGUUAUGUUCAUCUUCGCCAUUUUCGGCAUGUCGUUCUUCAUGCACGUGAAGGACAAGAGCGGCCUGGACGAUGUGUACAACUUCAAAACGUUCGGGCAGAGUAUGAUAUUGCUCUUUCAGAUGUCCACAUCGGCCGGUUGGGACGGAGUGCUGGAUGGUAUCAUCAACGAAGAAGACUGCUUACCGCCAGACAACGACAAGGGUUACCCGGGUAAUUGUGGGUCAGCGACCAUCGGCAUCACCUACCUGUUGGCAUAUCUUGUUAUUAGUUUUUUGAUCGUUAUCAACAUGUACAUCGCUGUCAUCCUCGAGAACUAUUCGCAGGCUACGGAGGACGUGCAGGAGGGUCUGACGGAUGAUGACUACGAUAUGUACUACGAAAUUUGGCAGCAGUUCGAUCCGGACGGCACUCAGUAUGUGCGGUACGAUCAGUUGUCGGAUUUCCUGGACGUGCUGGAACCGCCGCUGCAGAUCCACAAACCUAACAAGUACAAAAUUAUCUCGAUGGACAUUCCCAUCUGCCGAGGAGAUAUGAUGUUCUGCGUAGAUAUUCUGGACGCCCUGACGAAGGACUUCUUUGCGCGGAAAGGAAACCCCAUCGAGGAAACGGCCGAGUUGGGUGAGGUCCAGCAGAGGCCGGAUGAGGUGGGCUACGAGCCGGUUUCCUCGACGCUCUGGCGUCAGCGGGAAGAGUACUGUGCACGGCUGAUACAGCACACGUGGCGGAAGUACAAGGAAAGAGGAGGUGGAGGCGGAGGAGGAGGAGGUGCCGGAGGAAGCGAAGAUAGCGGUCCCGGAGAGGACACUGACGCCGAUGCCUGUGAUAAUGACGACGAACGGGGCGGAGGAUCCGGAACCGGCGGAAGUGGAGCGGCCGGCACCGGUAGCAUUGGAGGUGGCGGAGCAACGACUCCCGGCUCCGGCGGUGGAGGCGGAAGUAGUUCUCAGGCUAAUUUAGGUAUAGUAGAUCACCAUCUAUCACCCAAGGAAUCGCCCGAUGGCAAUAACGAUCCUCAAGGCCGUCAAACGGCCGUCCUAGUAGAAAGUGAUGGAUUUGUAACUAAAAACGGUCACCGUGUCGUGAUACACUCACGAUCGCCAAGUAUAACUUCACGAUCGGCGGAUGUCUGAGCCAGGCCUCGCCCCCCUCUCUCUGAUUCAGAUUCAGAAGCACGACAGAAAUAAUAUUUAAGGGAAUAAAAGAAGUACUCUUAAAACAAAACCAACAAAAAUAUUCAAUAAUGAAAGGGAAAGCCGACUGCCAUAUAAUAAAUUUAAUUAUUUAACAAAAGGAACAAAAUCUUUAAUCGCAUAAGAACAAAAGAUCCGGAGAAGGGAAGAAAGAAGAACAAAAUCCCGAUGACGUGGAAGGUCACGAUGAUCAUCAGCUAGAACGCGUAAAAUCUCAUGGGAAGACCACCACCACCAAGAACAACAACAGCGAAACAACAGCGUACAGCCGCCAUGAAGGGACCUGGAAAGAUCAACAUAGCUCAACUAAGAAAGAACAAGCAAAAACGAGAACUUGACUACCACCAGCAGCAGAUUACGCAAACACACAAUCACAAAGCUCUCAAUCAACAUCCGGAGCAACACGUGUAAGUGUGCGAGCGUACAUCGAUACUCACACGAAACGGAACGACGAACAACUCUUCAGCAAAAGGUUAUGGAAAAGGCAACUUAUUGUCCGUUUCAGUUGCCAGGAAUCGUUUACUUUUCGGUUUACAGUCAACAAAUACUUCCCCAACCGUUAAACCAAACCGAAAUCAACCAAAACCUUGGUUCGUUUUCAUCCGGACCACCAUGGAUUUUGUUGUGUUUUUAUUUUUCGACAGAAACCAUUUUACAAAAAAAAAAUUACGAUUCUGACCUUACGAACAAACGAAGCUCACAAAAACCAAACUUUACAAACACGAUAUUGCUGGGACCGUACGCGAUCGGAGAAGAACUCUUAAAAUCUCUUGAUUCCAACCAGUAAAGUGUACACGAACGGAAUCUCUAGUGUUUUCAAACUAAUGAAAAAUGUUACCGAGGUUCGAAAGCGUGCAAUCGUUGAAAGCGAAAUCGAAAAAACAACAAAAUGGUAGUGAAAGUGAACGAACAAUAAUAAAACCAUACAGCGAACAACACGACACGAUUCAAUAAGCAAAACACACGAGUGCAUAGAAGAACAAUUACAGUGUGAUGUGAAGUAGUGAGUCGGACAAAAUUACGAAAGCAAAACAAAGAACAUUCAUCAAAACCCAGUGUGAUAUGUAAAAUAGCAAAACUAAACCGAAAAUCCUAGGUAAACAAAUGACACCGAAGCAAGACAUUUUUCUAACGAACUGUGCAAAUGUGUGAUCAAGCAGAGGUCAUUACUAGUGAGUUUAAAAACAAACUGAGAGAACAAUCACUUAAAACCGAAACCAAAACCAAACCCAAUGGAUGCUGCGAUUGAAGAAAAAAACAAUCUAGUGAACAAGAAUAUUUGAAUACGAAACACCUAGUAGGCGGUGAAAAUCAUAUUUUAACCAACAAAACAAAAACCCAACAAUAUUUCUAGGUUCAGUUCUAACACCAUGUGACAACAACCAACACACCUUCUAAUCCGAAAACGUAAACGAUGUUUGUGUUUCUCAGCGGACUCAGCACAGUUUAUCAAGACGAAGAGAAUACACCACACACGAAGUUUGUGUGUUUUGGAGAGAUGAGAGCUAAUUCUGCUCUCUUUCUCUCUUCAACAAAACAUUCAAAAAGGUGAGCGGCAAAACGAUAACAAAAACAACAACAUCUGUGAGAAAUGAAAGUGAAAACGGGAGAGUCUGAGCUACAUCAUCCAGACAAAUAGAAGAAGAAGCAGGGAGAGAGCAAUUAAGUGAGAGUAUAAUAUAAAAGUCCAUUCUCGGAAAUACAAUCAAACAAAGGCGAAAAUGCGCUUUCCGGGUCGUCCACCUGAAUCGGUUGAGUUUUAAGAAGAAGAAAAAGUAAACAGAAGAAACCAAAGCUGAAGUGAUCUGAAUUCUACCAUUUAAAUAGGUAAACGAGGCGAAUUUUGGGGAAUUUUCCAGAAAUAAAUAAAAGCUUCGCCGGACACACAUACACAUACAAAAAAUGUGAAUAAAGUGAGAUUUAUGCAAGAACAAAACAACAAAGAGAUAAAUAUAUUAUAUUGGCUGCAGCAAGAUCAUACAAGUCAUCAUGAGCAUUUUUGUGUUUAGUUUUCGAAGGAGAAGUGCGGAGGAGUAAGGGAAACAAACUAAAAACUUGUAAAAACAACACACUCACACAAAAAGAAUCAAACCUUCUAAGAAAACGGCAUCGCUGCGAUAAUGUUAAGGCUUUUUAUAUUAUUGAUAAGAGACUAAAACAUCGCACAGGUUUUGUUGAGACUAUUGACGAGUAAAAAAAACAACAACCAGGAGGAUUUAUAAAGCGUCAACAACAGCAAGAAGCUUCUAAAAUCAUUAUUAAUAUGUUUCUGCGUGCAAUAAAGAAAGUACUGUAAUUAUUAUAUAAUACAUACUAAUUUGUAAAUCAAACGCGAGGGGUUGGGGCGAGCCUUUAAUUAUAAAUAAAAAAAACACUAGUCAAGCUUUUCAAAUAUUAUCAUUAAAGAAUAACAUAAUAAAUUUAAAACAAAAUAACAACUAACUGUAAGUAAGGUUAAGUAACAAUUUUUGAACAUUAUCCCACGAAAUGAUGUUCGGUAAAUCAAAAACAAAAACCAAAAAAUAACAAAAAAGAAAGCAUACAAAACGCGAAUCUAUUUUUUUAAAAAACAAAUACCCACAUUUUCACUUACUCAAUAACUUAACAACAAAAAACAACCAAACAAAAAGCCCACACUCACACACAUUACUACAUAUUCACGACAACAACAAAAACAAAAUCAACAACCAGCAAAAAAAAAACGAACGAAUUGAAAUUUUUGUUUCUUUCCUAUCAUUAGGUACGUGUAUUUUCUCGAUCCAAUUUAACAAACGACACAAAGAAAAACAAACACUUAAAAACCGAUCAUUUUUUCUGUGCGCCAUUUUUUUCUGAACGAAAACACACCGAAUUCGGAUCGGAUUGGUAACGUGCUCUCACUUUUCUGAGAGUGCAAAAUCGAGGUCACUCACUCACCUACUCUGUUUAUCGUUGGCUCUCAAACGUUUGUUUUGUUACUAUCGCAAAAAGAAAAAUCGCUUUUUUCGAGUAUCGUCAAAACAUUCUCGCUUUUCAGUAAUCGCGUGUGCAUUUCUCUUACAUCGAAGAGCACUUUUAAAACGUCAUUUUUGCAUAAAAACAUUCUCACAUUCACUCAAAACGUUGCCCAAAUUGGAAGAAAACAAAACAAAUAUAAACAAAAAAGCGUGAGUGUCGCUAAACGGAAUGAGUGAUUGAGUGACCUUGAUUUUAUAACUCACGGCGGAAGUAGUUGAGUGCGAUCCGAAUCGAUCCAAACGGAAGUGUGAACUAAAAGUGUUAAAAACCAGAACAAAUCAGCACUCAUCUGCUUUAAUGAAGGAAGCACCGGGGCGAAUGCGUUUUGCACGCGGCAAAAAGCAAAAGUGUGCGCGUGCGUGAAGCAAACAAACCAAAAAAAAACUAGCAAAAUAAAAGACGCAAACGCAAAUAAGCAACAAAAAAUAACAAACCAAACAAAAAAAUCGCUUCUUUGUUAAUAUGGGAAAAAGACGAUAAAAAAAGGCAAAAAAAACAAAACAAAAGCAACCAAAAAGAACACACUUACAUUUUUAGCUAUAUACAUAUUGUAAAUUAUUAAAAGUAAUUAAAAAAGAGAGAAAGUAUGCAGAGAAGGUAAACAAUAAUUUAAAUUUAAAAAAGAGAAAAACCAGAAGAUAGAAACAAAGUAAUUGAAACGAGAAAGUAAGAAGAAGCGCACGUAAGUAGAAAACGUUAGAGGGCGACCAGCUAGCCAGUCGGGAGAGUAGUAGUGUGAGAGUAUUUUUUUAAAAACCAAAACAAAAAGAAACAAUGUUUAUCUACGACGCUACUGAGCAAAUGUUACAACUCGAGAAGUCAGAAGUAGGAAGGAAACUAUUUUUAAUUGGUAUAUUUUUUAUCAAUUCUUGGAAGAACAAAAUACAAAACAAAUCAGCAUAUUUAUUGCGAUGCCAUUGUGUGAGAAUUAGCCAGCAGCAGCAAGCAGCAUUCAAGAUAGCGUUUAGCAGCCGAAUUACAGGAUAGCAAAGAAUCGGAAGUUUAGUUUUUUCGAACUGGUAGCCGCCGUCAGGAAUCCGGACAGGAGGAUGGAUGUUACAUAUGUACAUUUCAGAAAAAAAAAACUACACAUACACAAAAAGACACACACAUACACACACACUCAAAGAACCAGAGGAUGCUGACCGCAUUUUAGGUUACGUUUUGUCAUUCGAAAUAACAGUAGUAGAGGAGCAAGUUUAAUUCAUUCUUGUAAAAUGCUUAUUGCCAUAAUAAUUGGUGAACAAAUGGAGAAAGCGACGUGCAGCAAAAAACAAAAAAAAGUAAACAAAAAAAAAAACAGAACCAUACCAAAGAUUUAACUAUAAAGAGCGACUAGUUAGAAAACAAACCAAAAAGAAAAACAAAAACAAAAAAGAGAUAGCGCAAGAAAAGAGUAGUAGUCAGAGCGAGUACGAAAGGAGGAAAAAAACACACACAGACAUUUUAUGCAUCGUCGAUAACAAAUUGUUUCUUGCCAUCAGAACGAACGAACACAGACGCGAAGAGAGAAAAAGGAAUCGAAACGUCGUGAGAGAGAUCGAACUAACCGCAAACUGUCACCGAGAACCUCGCUUGAAGUCAUUGUCUAACAGAGAGAGAACGAGAGAGAGAAAAAAAAUCAAACCCUGCUUAACAAAACACAACCGAUGCCAACACACCACGACACACCAUUGUUGUCUUGUUGCGAAACAUCAACAAACAAACAAAAAACAAUUGCCGCGCUAAGAACGCCAUUCAUUCGUCCAUCUUUUUUGCACUAACACAGCAACCCACGCAAACCGCAACACUUAUUACGAAUAAAACGAUGCGCAAUGUUUACUAAAUAGUAGUUGUUUGGAGCAAGCAUUAGAGAGACACCCCUCGGAACUAACACACGGACUCACGCAUACUAAAUCAAACACUGAAGCAUUCAAGCAUGAAAGUUUAAAAAAGAUAUACAUUUAUAAUAAUAAAAUGCAAGCAAAAGAGAGCGAGAGAGAGAAAAAAACAUUAAAACGUAAUAAAAAAAAUGCUUCAAAUAAAAGUAAUAAUAAAUGUUAAAAGAAAAAAAAUCGACGGGAGUGCCAAUCCCCUUUGUCCACAAAGAAACAACAAUUUCAGUGCCUUUUUUCAAGAGUGUAUGAAAGAAAAAAAAAACAACCGUUUAAGAAAAUUUAAGCAUAACAAAUAUAGGAAGCAGUAAAUUUAAUUUGCGAGUGUAUUAAAAGCAAAGCAAACAAAAAAGAAGUAUUAUAACACGUAAGCAAAAAGCGCGCAGUCCCAAACGAUAUUGUAUAAAUAAGCGAAUAAAUCUCCACAAUCAAGAACCCAUGCAGCAAAAGGAACCGAGAUCGAGAGAAGCGCUCGGAAAUGCGAUCAUCUCAAAGCUUUAACCACCAAUAGAAGUCAUCAUUCCAGAUACUGGACGAAAAUAGAAAAAUAUCACCAACAGUGGCGCAGAGAGAACCGAGAGAGUUUCAAAGUUGGCGCCCGAAUGCGGACCACGCUCUCUCCCAGAGGAACUCAUUUAGAAGAUGGAAUCAAAACGCCCACUUAAACCCAAUUUUAGAAGGAGCUCAUCGCAUCAACUCUUAACGACUAACGCUAACGCUUGGCUUAUAUCCUCAUUCGUUUGUUAUGGUUAAGCUUAGCUUGGUAGAUUACAUACAGACAGAUACACAAGCAAGUAACAACAGUGCAUCCCGAAUCGAAUGUUUUUCGUCCCCUUUAAUGCUUCAAUCGCUAUUGAGAAAAAAAACCAAAAACAAACCCCCGUAGAAAGCUAAAGCAUUCGAAUAAAAAAUCUCGAGAAUCACAAAAUAGUUUAACAAUAAUGAUAAAUUUAAUAACACUAAGCGCCUGCUGCAUCGUAGAGAAAGAACGAGAGCGAAGGAGAUAAAUAAGAUGGGAGAAAAAAAAACAAAAAUCAUGCUGUCCACAAUAGUUGUUUGAUGAACUUUGACUCUAGAGAGCGUGUACAAAGCGUAAGUAGCAGAAGCAGAGUAGUCGAUCGAGCGAAGAAGAAGAAAAAAUACACUCAUACACACAAGCUCAUAACGCAACAACAAUCCAGAAAUAUAGAAAAACAAACAAAGCCAAAGCACCACUCCCUACCAAAGUAAGAGAGAACGAGAGCGAGAGUAAACCGACAAAGGAAAAAAAAA